Penicillium manginii is the source of this 666-nucleotide messenger RNA. RefSeq names its product H/ACA ribonucleoprotein complex subunit GAR1/NAF1. The transcript is spliced from 4 exons. Gene Ontology annotation, molecular function: box H/ACA snoRNA binding. Gene Ontology annotation, cellular component: box H/ACA snoRNP complex. The coding region runs from base 1 to 666 and encodes 221 amino acids. The record is from RefSeq and is a predicted model, not a curated record. Lineage: Eukaryota; Fungi; Ascomycota; Eurotiomycetes; Eurotiales; Aspergillaceae. Gene Ontology annotation, biological process: ribosome biogenesis; snoRNA guided rRNA pseudouridine synthesis.
AUGUACCCGGAACGCCGUAUGCAUACGAAGUUUCCACCAUCCGAAAACUUCUUCGUCCAACCCCAAAUCCCGCAACAACUCAACAUGUCUUUCCGAGGAAGGGGCACAGGUGCUAACCGGGGUGGCUUCGGCUCUAGAGGCGGCGAAAUGGGCAGUGUGAUGCACAGCUGCGAAAACGAGAUCGUCUGCGAGUCGAUCAACCCCAAGAUCCCGUAUUUCAACGCCCCGAUCUACCUCGAGAACAAGACCCAAAUCGGCAAGGUUGACGAGGUCCUCGGCCCCAUCAACCAGGUCUACUUCACCAUCAAGACCUCCGAGGGUAUCCAAAGCGAAUCCUUCAAGACUGGCGACAAGGUCUUCAUUGGUGGUGACAAGCUCCUCCCUCUGGAGAAGUUCCUCCCCAAGCCCAAGCCUCCUCCUGGAGCUGCUAAGCCCAAGCGCGCCGGUGGUGCCCCACGUGGUCGCGGCGGAUUUGGAGGUGGCCGUGGGGCUCCCCGUGGCGGUCGCGGAGGGUUCUCUCGUGGAGGUGGUGGAGGUUUCUCCCGUGGAGGAGGUGGUGGUUUCGGUGGUCGUGGCGGUAGUGGUUUCGGUGGCCGCGGCGGUGGUCGCGGCGGUGGAUUCUCCCGUGGAGCUCCUCGUGGUGGUGGCCGAGGCCGAGGAUGGUGA